AUGCGGGUAUGCCAUAUCGUGCUCAUGCGGUGCUCUUCAGACAUCCUUUGUGCGGCCAGGUGUCGUGUCGCUCCUUCCCGUAAUGAUGGAAGGGCGUAUAGCGGGUUGUCGCUCCGCUGUGCCUGGCGUAUCCUGUUCCGGCGUGUCGUGACGUCCUGGAAACAGUCGCUGAUGUGGAAGAUGCUGGCUAAAGGAGUAGUGGAGGACAGACGCGUCCUCGUGUGUUCGCUUAGCCCCUUCCGCAUGGGGGCUGCGAAACUGUGUUCCUAUGCCUUACCUCAUGGUCAAAUGUCUAAGAAUUAG
Molecule: messenger RNA, 303 nt
Organism: Trypanosoma theileri
Lineage: Eukaryota; Euglenozoa; Kinetoplastea; Trypanosomatida; Trypanosomatidae
Exons: 1
Coding region: 1-303 (100 amino acids)
Source: RefSeq, a predicted model, not a curated record